AUGGCUCCCGUCCCGGAAGCCUAUUUUCCGUCCCUGGACAAGUGCUUCUCCGGGGACGUCCAGCUUCUGUCCUGGAGGAGAGCCUUCCUUUAUACCUGCAAUGCACGCUGCGACGUUGACGACACCGGUCAUCUCAGUACCUUUCUUUCACACCCCGAAAGCAUCCAGCUGCUUUCAGAUUGCCUAAAAUCCUUCCCCGCGCCGUCAACCAAGUCAAAGUCCGAUUUCGAAUCGAAAACAGCUGCGAUACAUGCUGAAACGACUGCGCAGGGGUCAUACGACCUGAAGGAGAUCAAGGCCGAUGCCCUGUGGUUGAGUCAGAAAGCCUGUAUCGAUGAGGUCAGCGCUCUUCGAACCGUCAUCUUGGAAUGGCAGAAUCGUCCUGGCACACGCCUUCUAGCAAGGUUCGCCGACGAAGAAGCUACGAGUCUACAGGGUGCAGCUGGAGUUGAAAAUUUCCGAGUAUCAUUGGCUGGGCCCAGUUUUGCUGAAAUCUUCAACAAAAGCACCCGUCGUGAUGACGCGUCUGAUUUUGCUUCAGAGAAAAACCGACGCAUGCGCAUACAGAACCUCUAUUUAUCGGAAAGAGUCCACCUCGUCAAAACGGCUCGUAAGCUCCUCGCUCUCCAUCUGUCCGACAAUCUCGAUCAGAAAACCCUCACCAGUACCGAACAAAAUGAGCGCGUGAGCUUGUUGCGCAAGCUAGGAGCAUCUGUCUUCAAAAACAAACUUGUCGGCGACGAAUGGCGCUCCCAGAUUCAAGCUUGUAUUAAUGCUAUUGAGAGUCGGCUUAAGGCGCUGGAGGGAGAUGGUGGAUGGUUGGGGGCGUCGGAGAGCAGUGAAACUGUGGAAGACAUAUGGAGAACCACCACCGUCGAAGAGAUAUCGCACAUAGUGCAGAUGCUGUUUUUACAGCUCCAAGCGUCGGCAGACAUCCCCUCAGCACAGCUUCUUCUGUCUUGGCUUCGUCUCAUGGCCAACUAUAGCUUUUUGGAGCCCCUUCAAGUGGCUUUCGUUUCGUUGACAACGCUUGCAUUUAUGAAGUUACCCAUCUCCUUCCCCGCCAUCAUCGACAAGACCAUGUCCAACGGAGCAUCUGCCUCCAAGACACCGUACUUUCUCUCGAAAGAAGAUAUCGGUCAAAUAAAUGAGAUCCUUGUGAAUGCAGGCGCCGACGCGAAGACUGCGAAUCCCGCUGCAUUUGCAUGGGGAUUGAUCUUGAAUACAAUGAGGGAACUGGCAUUGAAUGACAAAGAGAGCCGUGAACUGGAACAGUUUCAUAGCGCAGUGGACUCUUUUCAGUCAAACACGCCUCACUCAAAUACUGAUGGUACAUCGGAGCUAUCACUAUACGAAGAAUUACUCGAGAACGCGAAGACUCCGAAAUUCACAGUAGACGAGUCUAUCGCUAUCCUCACGUCGGAUGCACUCAGACUUGUUGCAUUCGAUACCAUCAUUGUGUUGGCCUCCAAAGUCGGCGCUACUUCUGCUGUUGAUGACAUUCUGUCGAAUUGUUGGGCCAGAGAAGCACUCCUGGAUUUGAUCCGUGUGGCUGUGGUAUACUUGGACUAUUCCCCCGAAAUAGUCGAGUCUGUGCUUGCGAUUCUUACAGGCUCUCUAACUUCAUUUACAUGGCCUUUGACAGCAGUCUCCCCUGGACCGGGUGAUCCCCGGUCAAUAUUCCUGCAGGACGAUGUGUUGAUGGAUAACAUCUUUCGGAUAGCCCGUUCUCGGUUCCCGUAUGAAACCGUUCCUUUUCUGAAACUGAGCCGCAGUCUCAUCAGCAAAGAUCUGGUGAAUGAGGAAGGAAUCCCUUCAAUACUGGCCGAGCUUGAAAGCAUGGAGACAUUCACGCAGGUCCUGCCGCCUGAAUUCCAGGCCUAUGAGACAAUCCGAGAAGACGAAAACGCAAACUUUGUCACCCUCACUCAGUCGCUCCCUAUGCUUAACUCGACCGGGCGAACAAAGUUGAUCUCAAAUUACGAACCCAGCAAUGCUUUAGUCGUCACAGGCUCGUCACAAAUUCCCACCAUGACUGUCGGUCAAGUCGUUUCGGAGUCUAGGCCCGUGGUUGUUAUGUGGCGUCAUCAAUAUUCUUGUUUAAGCUACCUUGGAAGCUGGCUUGAAGACUGGAAUGAGAGCGGAGGGUACGCUGCAGGAUGGGGAGAAGAUGCUGUCGCGGAAGUCAUAGGACUGCUGGCAGACCUCCUCAUCGCAGCGAAGGACUCUAACGUGCAGGAUGGUGACAACUCCGGCCCCAAGAGAAUCCUGGAACUGGCGAGUGAUGGGCUCUCGCGCCAGAGUGAUGUUAUCUCGUUGGUUUUCGAAAUAUUCGAGCGCAAUCUAUCGAGUAUUGGACCGAAGGCUGGGGCUGAUCAUGUCCUGGAAUCUACAAUCGCCUGCCUCCGGUUUAUCUGUGCCCUGAUUGCUAUUCUACCCGGAAGAGUGUGGCCUCUUCUUUCUCGCAGUAGAUUGCUGCGCUCCGAAGGUAAAGGCGGGAUCCUGACAGCGAUAGUUUCUGCCAUGGAGGUGACUUCAGGUGAAUACCCGUUCCUCCUUGGUUGCGUCCAUCUGUUUGAGGCGAUCGUCACCGAUGCUGCCUCUCGUGCAGUCUUGAGAAGAAGCCCGAAUAGCAUUACUGGGAAGACAACGAAUGUCUCCGAUUGGACCGCUGGUGUCCCGUCACAUAUGAUGAGGGAUAUCCUCUUGAACUUCGUCCGGACGAUGGUCGAAGUUUAUAAUAGCAGCAUAAACUGGAGGUUCAACGCACCGGGGCAAAAGUUCGAGAUCAAUUCAACACUUGGUAACACCUUCGAGAGGAUCCUCUAUUACGCCUAUGGAGCAAAUGACUCUGCUAAGUUGGAUGCCAAAGUCACCGGGAUAUUCUCUUCCUCGGCAACCUACCUUGUGGACGUUUUACGGCCAAAGUCGGAAGCUGAUCUCCCUUUCAACCCGCUCCUUCGCUUGAUCGUUGAAGGCCUGCAGACCCCUCCGACAUUGUAUCUUCGAUAUUUGUUUUUGGUGGAGAGGCAAACAAAAUCGACUCUUGAACUCUCAUCUCGGCUGUUGCAAUCAGCCCAGUAUCUGGGAAGUUCGCCAUCGCUCUUGGAAAAGCAGCUAUUCAGAGCGACCCCGGUUCUAGUCAAAUUAUACGCCUUGCAUGAUGCUUAUAGACUCCCGGUCACUCUGUUACUCGACACCCUUAUCUCAGGCGCAGCUUUGGACCCGGAGAAUGAGCCCCCGUCGUUGGUUGGACACCUAGGAGCAGAGUCGUCCUGUCUUUUCCUUGAUGUAUUGUCCCAGUUUGACAGACCGCUAAGCGAUAGAGGUCUCAACUUGGCGAUUUGGCGAUUGCUGUCAUCCCUAAUCAGCAAGCGACAACAAUGGCUGGCAGUCUAUAUCCUUACCGGGUCGUCUCCUCGGCAGACGUUGAGGGAAGAUAGCAAGAAAGCUCCGGCUAUGAGAGGAACCCCGUUUUUGAAGAUUGCCCUUGAUAUGCUUUCUGAGAUCGAUGGGUUGGACCUGCAGGUAGCUCUUGCAUUGCUGGAGUUUGUUUCUCAGGCUCAAGAGCAUUGGCCUUGGGCGACGCCGGAGUUGCGGAAACACCCUCAGUUCUUCCCGAGCCUGGUAAAUUAUGUCUCCAAGCUGAAGAUCUCUUCAUUGUCCGUGGUGGACCAAAUCUUCACGACCCGAAUCGCUGCUGUCAUUGCCGAUCUUUGCACGGUUUACUUGCAUUCUGCCAAGGAGAUGCAGGAUCGGACGUUUUUCAAAAGCUUGAUUCCGCUUGUGUCCUGGUAUGCUAAGGAAGCAGUUGAAGUGCCAGGAUACAAUGCGUCUCUUCACACAAACCUAAAGAAGAAUUUCGAGAUGCGUUAUGCUGGGUGCAAACUGGUCGAUUUCAAACGCACAUCGUUACAGCCGCGUUGUCUCGGCUCCGAGUACUGCUACGAUAUCCAUCUCGGAAAGCAGCUCCUUUCCUAUGACUUCGCGUGGGUGGGCACAAGGAACCAGGGAUUUGCGCAGGAGUUUGAAAGAGCCAACCUGAAUCUGUCGCUUGUUGAAGCGCAAGUGAGUCUUCUUCACAGCUGGAAAUUUUUUGCCAUCGAGCAUUGCGCAGAUUUCAUGACGGAUCGGGAAGUUCAAAAGUCGAUGGCUUUGGUUGUGCAGAGAUGUCUCGAGGCCAACAUGAAUGGCGUUCCGCAGGAGCCCAUUUUUGAAAGAAUCCAACAAACGCGGGUUGACUUUGCCCAGGGUCUGCUUCAAAGACUUGUCGAAAUUGGAGCCAAAGGUGCUGAAGUCUUCGGCUUGCUUCGAGUGGUCUGGGACACAAUACGCACGCGUCACGCCACCUAUGAAGAGGCCCUGGCCAACGACGAUACUGAAUACUACAGGUCGCUGCUGAACGUUCUAUUCCUGGCCCUGCAAUUCCAUCUUGAUACACCUUCUCGAGCAGCUCCCGAGGCUCUUAGCAAGAAGCCCGAGGUCUCGUCCGACCUAGGACUGGUUGUGGAGGUCGUCAAGGUUGUCGUUGCGCAAGGGUUCCGGUCUUUGACGGCGUAUUUGCACGAGCAGCCAGAUAAAUGUGCGCCCAAAGACUUUGCCGUCCUGACAGCGAUCCUGCAGAGCUGCUUGCAGGUGAAAAAUGUCGACCGACUGUAUGAGCACAUGGUCUACCACAUUGCAGACAACGAUACAGCGCGACAUGCGACUUCGCUGUUUUCCUGGGCGGAUCAGCUCGCAGUGGCUGGCGACCCUGUGUACGGAGAAAUCAGCAUCUCCUUCCUGGUGAAGCUGUCCACCAUCCCUAUGCUAGCCGAGCAUCUCGCGGUCGAGGUGGUUCUCAACCGACUCUCAACGUGUCGGUUGACUAAUAUCAUACGACAAUCCAAGGGCUUCGGGCCUUUCGAUCCCGUGCCCCGAAUGUACACGAUUUGGACAGGUGGAUUCCUUCCGCUAUGCCUGAACCUGCUCUAUCACGUCGUCCGGUCCGCCCCCGAAGUUGCCGCCUUCCUCAACCAGUUUGAAGGCCAACUCCAGCGCGCGACCGAGUCAUUCGCGGCGGGCCGUACGGCCGUCUCUUCCGGGUCGACCACACGCCGGAUCUGCCUAAGCAUGGCAUCCGAGGCCUACUCCCUGGCGCUGAUCUCUUUCAUCCUGAACCGGUUCCGGGAGGCAGGCGCCAGUCUCGGCGUGGACAGCGAGGCCAUCCAGGAGCUCAAAUGGGACAAGUCGCAGGUCAAGGAAGACAUUGAGGAGCUUCUCGAACGCAGGCAGAAUCUCCGGGGACGAAUCGUGGCCACCAACGAGAAGGAGGUGGAGUUGUGGCGGCAGAAACCGGUGAAUUCUGCCUCGUCCGGGGCGGAGACGCGACUGGAAGAGAAGAUUGUGGGCGAGCUGAAGGCGGCGCUGGUGUGCCUUGGGGGAGAGGAGGCGUAA
Aspergillus terreus NIH2624 is the source of this 5436-nucleotide messenger RNA. Its product is annotated as nucleoporin. The record is from RefSeq and is a predicted model, not a curated record. Gene Ontology annotation, biological process: RNA export from nucleus; protein import into nucleus. Gene Ontology annotation, molecular function: structural constituent of nuclear pore. The coding region runs from base 1 to 5436 and encodes 1811 amino acids. Gene Ontology annotation, cellular component: nuclear pore inner ring. NCBI's taxonomy places the organism in Eukaryota, Fungi, Ascomycota, Eurotiomycetes, Eurotiales, Aspergillaceae. The transcript has 4 exons.